This is a messenger RNA of Thrips palmi, 1314 nucleotides long. RefSeq names its product caspase-1-like. Lineage: Eukaryota; Metazoa; Arthropoda; Insecta; Thysanoptera; Thripidae. The coding region runs from base 360 to 1301 and encodes 313 amino acids. The record is from RefSeq and is a predicted model, not a curated record. Gene Ontology annotation, cellular component: cytoplasm. Gene Ontology annotation, biological process: apoptotic process; proteolysis. The transcript has 6 exons.
CAAUUUGAAAGAGUCAGAAAACGCCAAAAGGUAAAAACUGAGAUGAGUGAAAGGUAUUUUCACCCUAAAGGUGGAUCAGACAUUUAUUCUGGAAAGUGGUUUGGAAGUGACAAAGCAAUACAUGAGUGAAAUAGUGAAAGACGUACUUACAGCCGAGCCACUUCCAUCCAGUUCCAGCAGUUCCAAAAGUGCGCUAUGAGCUCUGAGUAAUUUUUCAUUCUAAGCUGCUAACAAAAUAUGAAAAUUACAUCAGAGCAGACGAAGCAGACGAUUUUGGUUCAGUUCCCAGUUCCUUCCAUUCCAGUGAUGUGUUCCAGCCAUUCCAGUAGUCGUAGUCUUAUGAUCAUAUCCAGUCAUAUAUGCCCAAAUCCGGCCCAAUAGCCCUUAGCCGAGGAGGAGCAGUCCAAUGGCAGCACUGGAGGAAAGAGCAACAGGUUCAAUGUGUCCAGAAGAUGGGCUUUCCUAAGGUUCUUCUGAGAGCACUACAGAAUGACGUUUGUUUCAGCGUAAGGGAUUCCCACAAGUACAAGAUGAACAACGGACACCGAGGAAAAGCCCUGAUUUUUGUUCACACAGAUUAUGAACCUGCCUUACAACUUAAAAGGCGGAGAGGGAGUAAAACUGAUGUGGGGCGGUUACAAAGAUGCUUUUCAAAUUUGGGCUUCAAAGUAAAGACUUAUAAUAAUUUAAACAUCAAUGUUCUUAAACAUGUAUUGCAUGAAACGAGUCAAGAAGAUCAUUCGAACCGUGACUGCCUGGCAGUUACUGUUCUAACUCAUGGAGAGGAGGGAAGGUUGUAUGCUCAGAACGGAAGCUACCCUCAAGAGCUACUGUGGUCACCUUUCACUGCAGACAGAUGUCCCACACUCGUUGGAAAGCCUAAAUUAUUCUUUAUUCAAGCCUGUCGAGGUCCCUUUAUGGAUAGUGGAGUUCAAAUGCCUGUAGAGAAAAGCAAAGUCUUUCGAGAAGCAAAUGAUAAUGUUGACUUGGGAGAUGAGCCUAGUCUGUUUGAAGUGGAAACUGAUUUUCUGGUUGCUUUUGCAACAGUUUAUGGUUAUGUUUCAUGGAAGAGAGAGGGAAAGAUAUCUUGGUUCAUAGAGAUACUAUGUGAAGAGCUGAGUGAGGAAAGGUCGGACCACCUCCUAACUAUACUGACUGACGUCCAACGCCGAGUUGCUGAUUUUUCAACAACAAAUCCAGACGAUGAGGAGUUACGUGAUAAAAAACAAAUUCCUUGUGUCACUCACAGACUGAAAAAACUGUUGUAUUUUAAUGAUAGUAAUUAUAAUAAUAGCAACUAAUGUCUCUUUUGAA